Messenger RNA from Nothobranchius furzeri (turquoise killifish), 2491 nucleotides. RefSeq lists its product as uncharacterized. The record is from RefSeq and is a predicted model, not a curated record. NCBI's taxonomy places the organism in Eukaryota, Metazoa, Chordata, Actinopteri, Cyprinodontiformes, Nothobranchiidae.
CAAUGACGCGAGAAGCAGAUGGUUUGUUUUGGUCACAUACGUUUGUGGUAAUAGAGCCGUGAAAAUCGAAUCUGAGUAUCUAGCAGCCAACUUUAGUGAAGUGUCUACAACUGUGUUAGCAUGGGAAGAAAGUGUAUCGUAGUGGGUUGCGGAGGCGCUGUGGGUUUGCACUUGUUUCCACUGGAUUUAGAAAUUAGGCGCCAGUGGUUACGCGCAAUCGGCGCUGCGGAAAACAGCGAAGUCCCGAUUGAUGCUCGAGUUUGCAAAAAUCAUUUUACCCGCGAUUCCUACGAAAACUUGAUGGAGUUUGAACUGGGCUAUGCUCAACGUCUCCGUUUGAAGAGCGACGCCGUCCCCUCCGUGGCUCUUCCACGAAUUAAUCGAAACCCACCGACUCUGCUGCCUCGUCCUGACGGAAAUGUAGGGCCCCAGUCUGAGAGUGCAUCACGACAGCCACGGACGGUGGAUGUGUCCUGCCAGACAGAUGCUCCUUAUUUGGUUUCCCAAGGGACACAGUUUGCCAAAAGGAGACUCGGACCUCCUCUUCGAAACAAAGGUAUUCAGUCAGCUGCGACGGUCCGGAGUGUGGCUGUUGGCCCAAGUCGCCGUUUACUUCCUGUUCCUUUUCCUUCAACUCCUUUGAGAAGUUUCAAGGAAGCAAAAAGACCUCGUCUGGAGUUUGAAGAGCAGGAUAUUUCUACUAGAUCCGCUAACCCUGACUCAUCAUACCACUCUGCACAACCCGUUACGGCCAGCACAGAUUCCUCUUGGCUUAGUCCCACAGCAGCAACAUCAUCAUAUGAAGAUGCAAAAUUCAUUGUUUUUGAGAAAUGCCUCCUCAGCCUAUUCGAGACGUGCCCUGCGUGCACAAGAGACUGUAACGUCCAAUCACGCAGAAGAGGGACGCUCUUGACUGUUGAGCAGCUCUGCCCACAUUGUCGGUUCUUCCGACGGUGGAAUAGCCAGCCAAUCAUCAGGAGCACCCCCGUGGGCGACCUUCAGCUGUCUGCUGCUGUACACUUCUGCGGUGAAUCGUUUGAAAAGACGAGGAAGGUGUUUGAUGCAAUGCGUCUGAAAACUCACACCGAUGAUGUAUUCAGAAGACAUGUCAGCUCCUACCUUGAGCCUGCCAUAAUACACAGUUGGAAUGCAAAGCAAUGCACGGCUCUUCAGUCACUGACCGAAGAAGACCAGGUCAUCAUAGGAGGGGAUAUGUGUGCAGACUCGCCAGGACAUUCAGCAAAGUAUGGGUGCUACAGUGUGAUGAACAUGCAGCGCAAUCAGAUUAUAGACAUACAGUUGGUGCAGAGCAACAAGGUUGGAGGAAGCAACCACAUGGAGAAGGAGGGUCUAAGAAGAAGCUUGGAACUCCUAGAGGGCAGUGGUGUGAAAGUGGAAAGUAUAAUAACGGAGCGCCGUCCUCGGGUGCAGAAGUUCUUGAGUGAGCGCGAGAUGAAGCACUAUUACGAUGUACGGCAAAUGGCUAAAGGUUUGUCCAAAAAGCUACACCGACUUGGCAAAGACAGCGACUGUGGGCAAGUAAAAAAGUGGCAUAAAAGCAUCAUCAACCACCUCUACUGGUGCGCUGUUGGUUGUGCAUCUGGGGCCGAGAAGGUUUCGAGGUGGAAGUCCAUCUUGAAUCAUAUACAAGACAUACACAUUCACUCAGAUCCAGCUUUUCCAAAGUGCUUGCAUCGGACGAGGGUGUCGAAGGACCCCAACAAGUGGUUUAAACCAGGUACUGCUGCACUCAAACGAUUAGAAAGGGUGUUGACAACCAAGCGGUUCCUUAGAGAUGUGGAAAAUCUAAGCCCCCACUACCAGACCUCUUCCUUGGAGUCCUUCCACAAUGAACUUCUGCGUUCUGCUCCAAAAGAUGCUGUUCUCCCCUUCACUGGAAGGCUAUGCAGGUUGUACCUUGCUGCAAUGCACUACAACGAGAAUGCAGAUCGCCCACGAAAGAGGCCCUCAAACAGGUAUCCCCUCUUGUUCCCUGAGGCCAAGAAUGGAGGGCACCCAGGAAAACAAGUGAAGAAGGAGCCAACCAACUUCUACGUCUUCAACUUGAUCCAUUUGGUCUUCACUGAGGUUGUCCAUGACCCACAGCCUUUCGUGUGUGCAGUGACGCUGAUUGAUGUACCUCAGGACAAACCUGCCUUGGAUGAUGCUGUAGCUGCAUGUGCCACACUUCAGUGAAGGGAAGGUCUGAAGUCGGUGCAGUGCUCUGUGGCAUCAGGAAAAUCCCUCCCUAUUCCAAGCACCUCAUAGGAGGGAAUCACUAUAAGGACACUUCUGCCAAGGAAACCCCAGCUAUCCCCAAACUAUCUGUAUCUGCUUUGCUUACAGAAAUAGUCAGGUGGAAAAUGUUUUUGUUAUAAAUUUUUUUAAGCUGGAUCAAUUUGUUUUGUAGUACAAGAGUGGAAUGUGUUUCAGUUCCUCUUGGUUGUGAGAUGUGUACAUAAUAAAAAUAAAAACCUUUGUUAUAAACAUC